GGCAACCCCCGUGAGCCGCCCUUGCCCCAACCUCACGGCCGCUCGCAACACACGCACUGACGGAUCCCUUUCCCACUCGAACGUGGCGCGCCGGUGCUGCCGCCCUUUCCUGCGAGGUAAAAAAGACCGCGAAAGAGAGGCAUUGCAGCGAGUUGUAUGAGAAAGGGAAAGAGUUCCCCGAGCUGGCGCUACCGGUUUGGCAGCUCGCGCGGCGGCCGGUGUCGGGACUUGGCUUGAAUCGUUGUGGCGCGCGCCGCGCGCUGCACUUCCAGUUAGUCCCGAGCGUAGAAGUCGGAGACGUCGCGUGGUCUCGCUCCUUCCUCUCGUCGCCGCCUUCGUCUUGUUGUUCGGUGUGGUGUGCCGACCCCACCUCCCCCCCCUCCAAACCACCUCAAGACACCGCCAACGAAACUUCAAAUCUUCGAGCGAUGGCCUUACGAUCGCUCGCGCGCUGCGGUGCUGGAUGACAAACACGCGCGAACGGCGGUGGUGGACUCUUUCGGCUGAAGGUGCGCGCCGUUUCGGAUCCUACGAUAACACGGCGAGGACGACGAGCAAGCGGAACUGAAGACACGCACGUGCGUGAUCCAGAUCGGGACCUCCGAUUGGUCCCGGGUGUUGUCGACCCGACGGUCUUCAGCGGCAUUGUGUGUGCGUGAUUUUGUAAGAAAAAAAGGGAGCGUGCUAGUUUUGUUCGGAGCGUUUCAGUUUCGUCCCAGAAGAGAGGCAAGAAGGAAGUGAGGGCUGGGAGGCCGUACCACGCAUCAACGCAAGAUUGGCGAGAAGGCGACAGUGUUCUGCAUCUACGGAAAAGAAAGCGUGGCCGCUGGCGGAUCUGUGUCAUCUUGGAUAGGAAAACGCGCUGUUCUUCAACGCGGUGCGAAGCAGUCUUUCGUUGUUAGAACCACUGAUUUCACUUUCUUCCCCAUCGGAGUGUCAUCGUCUGCUACACGCUGUUCGGGUCUGGAAAAUCAACCCGACGCUGGAUUCGACGGACGCUGGUGGCCAGUGAAGGUUAUUCCGACGAAGCGGAAAGAACCCCGAAGUCCGACACAUCGUUCGCUGCUAGGAAUCACGUUUUCAUUUCAAGUGCUGCGGCAGCGUAAAUAAGACGCGUGUUUCGCUAAUCGUUGUCAUCGAUACGAUCUUCAGUGCUGUGUUCCGUGGUAGUGCCGGGCGCGUUGUGUCUUUUCGCAGCCCAGCCGAUGUCACGCCGUUUCGAAGGCCAGCCGCAUCGUUCGAGCCACAGGGUAGCAACCGUCUCUGCAUUCCUCUAGCAUGCGGUGGCGGCUUGUCGCCGCAAGCCGGACCAAACUCGUUGAAAGUGCCCACCACCGGACACACGACAAACUAAACUCCGUCGGCUUCAUUUCCCGGCGAUGAGGCGACGGUUGGCCAUCGCAACGAUGGACCGUCCAUCGGUGACAACGUUGCCCGGAUUACUGCUGCUAGCAGCUUCGCUGGUUCAGGUGGGUGGAGUGAGCCAGCUGACGCUGCACCUGCCCAGCGAGUACACCAGUCUACCUGGGGGCGAGCUGCGCGUCGACUACUCGCCGCCCGUCGGCGACCCUGGGCCGAACUUCACGUUCCCGGCCACGGACUCCGUAGAGGGCGUGCCCAUCGACGGCGUGCUGCCUGGCACGGACUACAACUUCCAGCUCUACCUCAGCAACGGCACAGUGAACAACCAUCGGCUAUGGUCGAGUGUCAUCGAAACUGAGCCUGACCCGCCCACCAACCUGUCCAUCAAAAUUGACACGGGCAAAGUGGCCCACGUCUACUGGCAGCCACCGGCCGAAGGCAAGAUCACGGGAUACCGGCUCGCCAUUUCCCCCCUCUCCGACCAGGACGAGGCGCCCGAGCGCAGUGUACACCUGAACGACGAAAACCCUCCGUACACGCUCAGGGACCUCACCCCAGGAGGAACCUACCAGCUGCAACUGUUCAGCGUCUACAAGUCCCGCGAGUCCCAGCAGUCCGCCGCGUCAAACUUCACCACAAAACCCAAUGCCCCGGGCCGCUUCAUUGUGUGGUUCCGAAAUGAAACCACGCUCUUGGUGCUGUGGCAGCCACCUUACCCUUCCGGCAUCUUCGAUCAGUAUUUGGUGAGCAUCACACCGGAGGAUGCGUCUCAGUCCAUCCUCUACGUCGACAAGGAGGGUGAGCCACCUGGUCCGGCGCAAGCCCCCUUUUAUGGCCUCGUUCCUGGUCGUGCGUACAACAUCUCGGUGCAGACCAUCAGCCAGACGCAGAUCAGCGCACCGACAGAGGCGCAGUACCGAACCGUUCCCCUCCCACCAUCCAACGUGACCUUCAACAAGGAGAAGGUGACCUCCCGGUCGUUCGAAGUGUCCUGGUCCCCUCCAAAGUCGUUCUCCGAGUUCGACCGCUACCAGGUAGCCUUGAGCAUGCAGCACUCACUUAGGCAGAUUGUGGGCAGGGAUGAAGAGCGCGUGGCCAUCUUCGACCAAGACCUGGAACCCGGCCGCACGUACGAGGUCAUGGUGAAAACGGUCAGCGGCAACGUGGCCAGCUGGCCAGUCAUGGGAAACGUCACCACACAUCCUUUGUCUGUGGAGGACUUGAAUGCAACCUAUGGUGACGCGGGGGAAAUCCUGGUUCGCUGGAAACCCAAUAAUGCAAGCCUUCAGGAUGCCUACAUGGUUCGUUACAAUGAACUGGAAUCCUUCAACAGCGACAGCCUGGAGACAGUGAAGAACAAUUCGGUGUUGCUGAAAGGCCUUCUGCAAGGCCGUAACUACUCCAUCAGCGUUGUCGCUGUCAGCAAGGGUGUAGCAAGCAAGCCAGUGUUCACGUACCAAUCGACACGUCCGGCGUCGCCAGUAAUCGAGGCGCUGGAGCCGGUUGGACAGCACAUGAACGUUUCGUGGAAGUCUGACGUGACAAGCCGGCAGGACUCAUUCGCAGUCGUCUAUGUGCGCAACGACACCGGAGAGCGCCGUCAGGAGGACACGCGCCAGAACUGGCUCCUGCUCAACAACCUGUACCCCGGCGCCAGCUACCAGAUCCGCGUGUACGCCGUGAGCCACGGCCUCUGGUCCGAGCCGCACUCCUACUACCAGACAGUCGCCCCAAGGCCUCCACAAAACCUGCAAAUAGUCAAGGCUAGCAACUCGACCGUAAUACUCACGUGGAAUGCCCCAGCGAACUCCUUGGUUGACCAUUAUGCUGUUCGAUACCGCCCUAUUGAAUCAACAUACUGGAGGGAAUUCGGUGUUGUCAACUCAACGUCAGCUGAAAUCGAUGACUUGAUCGCUGGAGAACGAUAUGUAGUUCGCGUGGCUACAGUCAGCAACAAAGUGGAAAGCACUGACGCCCAAGACGUGGAGCAAACGCUGUAUCCCAACUCUAUCAAACACGUAACUCACUUCCUUGACUCCCAGAACAUCACCUUUGAGUGGACGGCACCUCCGGGACGCGUCGAUUACUACAUCAUUGUUUAUAACCCUCUUAACGACCAGAAGCAGCAGAAAUCGCAGCAGGUUCCAGCUAAUAUAACACGUCCAGGGGACAACGUAAAUGUCGUGAUAGAAAACCUGAAGCCAGGAGAGUUGUACUCCUUCCGCCUUUACGCCGUCAGCCAUGAUGUCAGAAGUGAAGGUUUCGGCGUCCAGACUAGAACCAUGCCUGUCAUUGACUCUGUCAUUAACAUUGUUGCCGACGAACAUGAGACUCGAACACUGGGCAUCAAGUACACGCCGACGCCUCAGCGUCACGUGGUCUUUGACCGGUACCGGUUCCAGCUUAGCGAUACCGGUAUACCGGCGCAGGAAAAGCUCUCGAAUGACACCAACCGGCUGGUACUGUUCGACCAUCUUGUUCCUGGAAGACUCUACAACAUCAGCAUUUGGACAAUCAGCGGCGGAGUCUACAGCGUGCCCAUCUACCGACACACCAGGCUGUUCCCGGACCCGGUAAAGGAGAUCAAGGCGCUGACGGUGACAGACACGGCCAUCUCGCUGGUCUGGGAAAGCGCCACGGGCGACCGCGACGGCUACGAGGUGCAGUACCUGGACCACCGGGGUGUGCUCGUGCAGAACUUCACCCUUGGCGAGCGUAUCUCGUACGAGCACCUGCGUCCCCACCACAACUACACCUUCGUGGUGGCCGUCAUGAGCGGGUACGACACGUCCACCGUGCGCCGCAGUCUGCCCAUGUCCCGCACCUUCCAGACCCUCGAGUCCGUGCCAGGGAAGGUCCAGAACUUUCAACCAUUCGAGCUUAAACCGAGCGAAAUCGUGCUGCAGUGGUCGCUUCCAUCCAGCGAACAGAACGGCGUGCUGACGGGCUUCAAAAUCACCUACUACAUGAAGGGUUCCUUGACCUAUCGCCACAAACUCUUUGAACCAACUGAAACAAAAGGAGUCAUCUCAAACCUUAUUCCUGGACGAACCUACGUCUUCGAGAUUCAAGCACACACGAAAAUUGGCCCCGGUGGAAAAGGGAGAUGGGAAGAGACAAUGCCUAUCUGGGCCCCACCAAAGCCCAGUGACUCUGUCUUCCCGAAGUCGGUGGCCCACACGACGGCGACGAUCCGGGUCAGCUUCCGCAAGAACUUCUUUGCCAAUAGCCACGGUCCGAUUCACGCAUACACGCUCAUCGUGGCCGAAGACGUUUCGAAGGAUGCGACCAGUGCGAACCUGCCAACGUGGUCAGAAGUGCAGAGCUUCCAUAGUUGGCCUCCAUACCAGGUGACAGAGCCCUACUACCCAUUCAAUGGCACUCUCACCGAGGACUUCGUGAUUGGCUCCGAAGACUGCAAGGGAGACAAGGGUUACUGCAAUGGACCCUUAAAACCUGGCUCGACCUACAGGGUCAAAGUGCGGGCCUAUACCGCACCGGACAAGUUCACUGACACUGUCUACUCGUACCCUAUCCAGACAGAUCCAGACAACACUCCCCUGAUUGUUGGCAUCCUAGUCCCCCUCUCCUUGUUGGUUAUACUCGCCAUCUUGCUAGUUUUCCUGAGGCGCCGGCGUCUAGGACCUUUUGCACCCCACUCCAGAGGCGACCCCCAUUCCAAGGACCAUGACAUUGUCUCCAUAGCUGAAAGCGAAAUGGUAACCAGUCGUCCCGUGAAACUCAAGGACUUCCUCGAGCACUACCGCAUCAUGUCGGCAGACUCGGAUUUCCGGUUCUCCGAGGAGUUCGAGCUUCUCAAGCACGUCGGCCGAGACAAGCCGUGUGGUGCAGCCGACUUACCGGUGAACCGGCCCAAAAACCGGUUCACGAACAUCCUGCCGUACGACCACUCGCGCGUCAAACUGCUCCCCACUGAUGACGAGGAUGGUUCGGACUACAUCAAUGCCAACUACAUUCCAGGCUUCAACUCUCCCCGUGAGUUCAUCGUGACCCAGGGCCCACUCCACAGCACGCGUGACGACAUGUGGCGCAUGGUCUGGGAACAGAACUGCCGUGCCAUUAUCAUGCUGACACGCUGCAUAGAGAAAGGGCGUGAAAAGUGCGACCACUACUGGCCUUUCGACACUCAGCCCGUCUACUACGGCGACAUCCAGGUCACCAUUCUCAAUGAGUCGCAAUACUCCGACUGGACCAUCUCGGAAUUCAAGGUUUCCCGGGGAGACCAAUCCCGAAUAGUCAGGCACUUUCACUUCACGACGUGGCCGGACUUCGGAGUGCCUGAUCCGCCGCAAACGCUGGUGAAAUUUGUCCGAGCAUUCAGGGAGAGGGUCAUCCCUGACACCAAGCCCAUCGUUGUCCACUGCAGUGCUGGUGUCGGUCGUUCUGGCACGUUUAUUGCGCUCGACCGAAUCCUACAAGGCCUGCGUAAGUACGACACGGUGGACAUCUUCGGAAUUGUCUACGAGAUGCGUCGCGAGCGGGUCUGGAUGGUCCAGAAUGAGCAACAGUACAUCUGCAUCCAUCAGUGCCUGAUGUGCGUUCUUGAAGGAAAAGAAGACGUUUUAGACUCUCCAAGACCUGAAGCGCAUGACAACCAAGGUUUUGAGGAUGACGAAGGGAUAGCCGAAUCUGGAAUAUGACAUUAAAGUGCCCCACUAGGAUGCCCACAAAGCGACUUGUUCGUGCGAUCUACGCAAGCCAAGACGUCGUCUCCUCGUAGACUUCACUUACUUCCUGGCCUAUAGACCCUUGGCUGCCACGUUGCAGUCUACUCGGGAGCAAUAACGACCACUCUGUCAUCCUCCCCUUUUUAUUCCUUAAGACGUGUUCAUUAGUAUCCAAGCCAAGGAAAUAGCCAAACAGUACAGUGUGUGGAACAGACAACAAAGAAUCACGUGGUUUCCACAGUGCUGUGGCCUGGAGGUGACGUCGAAGAAGAAAGAAGAAAAAAACGCUUCGCAACCUUCAAGGCGGACCUUUUUGUGCGUGUGUUCAAGUGUGUGCGUGUAAAUACAACGAGUAAUUUAUCGCUAAACUUUAUCUCAGAUGUGCCAGAACUUUGCGUGCAUAACAGUAUUGUGACGGGGACCCUGCGUGAAUUUUGAAGGCAAAUGGAAACUCGGAAGGUUACGUGGACAUAUACUCAGUGCUUCUAACAGUUUUUCUUCUAAAAACAUUCACACUUUUCGAAGUGCUGUUCAGUUCAGCGUUCAAGAUUGUGAGAAGGAAAUAGUACAAUGAUGACAGAUGACAAAUGUUAUCCUCAUUAGUAUACUACGAUACCAACUGCAUUUGCCAAAAUCUUUGUUGCUUCCUUAAGACAAUUACAUGUGCACAUGUGUAUAACACAAUGCUGUUUUGGCACAAUGAAUUAAGCUGAAUGUUUGAGAAUUGUGUUCAUUAUAAGUAUUAUAACUUAUGAGUCUCUCUGGUGAGUGGUACUACAUUCUAAGGUAUUGUGUGUUUAUGCAUAGCUUUUCAAUAGCCCUAAUUGGAGCCAUUGUUUAUAGAGCAACAUUAACUUCUUGCAUAAUUAGAGAUUAAUCGCAGAGCUUCACUGAGGUUUUUUGAAAUGCAGGGCAUUUGACUACAGCUACUAAUCAUAUUCUUUGUGUGGCUUUGUAAAGCUGAAAUGAGCUUAAGUUUCCCACAAACACAUAACUUCACCAUAGGCUGUUAUUCUGUGACAUUUUUCAGGUAUUAAUGGCUACGAUGUUACAACGUACAGUGUGUCUUAAGUGAUUCACUGCACAGCUUAAAGAAUUAAACUGUGCAUGACAAUGACAGCACCUAAUAGAAAACUAAAAAGAAAGGGUGGCAGCAAAGCUAUUUAUAUUGGUCGAUAGGAGUUGAUCAGAUUGCAUAGCAUCUGGUUGACAACCAGACAUUGCUACCUAUGCCUGCUCUUGCUUGAUGCUUAUUGCAUGCAGCAUCUCUUUACUGAAGGCCUUGUUUUAUCUUGAUUUAAAAUCGUGCUCUGAUAAGUGUCUCUUUUCAUAAAGCACAAUGAUCAACUAACGACAAUGACAAGCAGCGAACGAUAUCAAUAAUGUUGCAGCAUUCUCUCGCAGUUAAGAUAUGUUCUCGGCCUUACAGAAUAUUUGUGUUACUUUUCAGUACAGGGUGUUCUAGCCAUCCGAUACCAGCUCGUGGGCUGUUACGAGUUUUUUGGCAUCUUGUACAGACUUGGUCUUUGCCUAUCACACCAUUUCAGGCUUGUCUUGUAGUGUGAUAAGCAGGCAACAGGUUAGUAGUUGAGGAUACACUCUGUGCGACCUCGAGUAAUAAUUUAGGGGCGGUAAACUCACUGUUUUACUAUACAGUGCUCUUCAUGAUGCCACCUUCACAAAUCAUGUACAUUGACAUAUCAAGAAUGCAUAAUGAGCUUAUCUAACUUCCAUAGUAGACAUCUAUGAAUCUGAUAGGCAAGCUGUUGGAAAUGCCAUAUUUACACGUGCAUAACCCAGCCUUGUAUAUAGUCCUGCGCCCUUAUGGCAACUACUGAAGAAAAAAAAAUACUCUUUUAAACCUACGCAAGUUUGAUUUCAGCAACAAUAAUUCAAAUUCAGCAACAUUUAAAUUAAAAAAAGAGCAAUAUAGCAUGACUGUAAGCAAGAAACACAACUCCAGAACAAAGCCUUCUCUUUUAUGGCCUGCACUCUAUCACUGUACUUUCACAGCUUCUUUCUGAUAAAAUUUGUUGCAGCUUCAAGGCAUUUCAGGUAACUUUUGAACACAAAUUUUUGCUUCAUUUGUAACUUCAAGACAAAACAAUUAUUUUUAAGUGCAGCUUCACGGCAAGACAUACUUCUUAUUGCCGUGAAGCUGCCACUUAAAGGUGAAUUUUUUUAGUAACUUACACACCACUUCGUUCUCAAACUUUUUAGGCUUUUAGUCGAAGUUAUACAUGGGAAAGUGUAAAUUGAGUCAUUGCAUUUAUUUUAAUGUUUAUUAAUAAAAGCAAUGAUGGCAGCAACAAACGGAAUAGCAAACAGCAGGCUUAUACAAAGUGCAGAGUACAAGUGCAGAACUAGACCCAAUGCAGUGAAAGAUGCCCUAGGGUCUCGUUGCUUGUGCAUUAGAGUGCUUGAUAUGUAAACCACAUAUAUAAUACGUCUGCAUUCAGUUCUGGUAGCUAAUCAAAAAACCCGCAGUAGCAAGUUGUCUAUCAACUUUUAUUAAUUGCUGUAUGUAUUUUAGUGAUAGACUUGAGCAAGGCAUUGCUGGUCAUAGUAUGGUUAUUAAUACAGUGUGUAGUGAAGUUUCUGCCCCUUCACUGCAUUUGGAUUUGAUAGUAAAACUAUCAGUAUAUUUUUAACGAAAACUGAUAAAUACUAAAGUAGCUUGGGCGAAGUAAAACCAUUGUCACAAUGUAGUGAUGGUGGACAAUAGACUUGCCAAAAGUGCUAGUUACGAAUUCAACUCUUCAUUGGGCAAAAGACUGUUUUUCUUUGGCUAGCCACUGUUAUAAUAUUGUGCCGUUAAAGUUGAAAAGCUAACACUAUUGUGUAACACUGGCUGACACAUCUGAGUUGCUGUGCUGAAUAUACAGCUGGCCUAAUCUUUGAGCCUUGACAGAUGCAGCAGCAAUCGGCAUUAUUUGUGUGUCUCAUAUUAAUGUCUGCCUUGGAACUGUUGCUGCUGCCACUCUGGUUUAUCUGUGCCCAUCUUCAGGUUGCAAUUUGCAUUUGAAUUAAGUGUAAUUAUUGCAUCUAUAGACCAAUCUAUUUCCUGAGCAACUUGUUUUCUUUGUGCCCAUUAUGAGGUUCAUGGUUUCUGCACAGGCUCAAAACCACCAAUGUAGAUUAAAGAUGCUAUUUCUUUCAUUCAACAUCCCAAGUAGCACGGUAUGUGGGGCCAAUGUAGGCACCGACAUCGGGCCAUCACUGGCCCAGCGUUGCUGUCAUGCCUGCAGUGGGUAUAUUGAUUGUACAGUGGCAUUGUUGUAACAACAUUGGCCCAGCAUGGGGCCGACACUGACCUGCGCUAUGAGUACUACUUGGGUUAUUUUCCUUCGUUCUUAAGGAAUAUUGAACUUUAUCUUCUCAUGUCCAAGAGCCACAACCCUUGUUAAGGAAGGGAAGCAGUGAGAGAGCAAAAAAAUGGCUUGUAGACCAUGAUGUCAUGUUCAUGUAUAUAAUGUUAAUAGUCCAGCCCCUAUUAAUUAUCUAUGUACCGUAGGGCCACGGGCACAGUUGUUCACUAUGUAUGUGCCUUUUCUGUUUGGCCUUCGAGAAUCGCUGCAUUCCUUUCUGAAAUGUACAAAAAUAUUGCGUUCCACUUGUAUUUUUUGUUCGCAAGCCAAGCUUUCUCGCUUUUCAUUUAAAUUUCAGCUCUUGCUUUAUCUCAGUUUUGCUCUUCGUUUGCCUAGUACUUUAGGUUAGCAUUUUCUCUGUAAUUUAUGGCAUGUUCUUACAUAGGUUCUAAUUUAGAGUAGGUCAGGUGUGGCACUUGUAUUACAGAGAACGGGUCAGGAGAAAGUUUUUUAGAGGUCCAAGUGAACAUUAAAACAGGAACAUAGCCGAUAUUCUGUUUCCUUAAGUUCUAGCAAUGUUGUACAUACCUAGUGUCAGCCUGUCUUAAGGAAAAGGUAACAGAGGUCAUGCAGAGUUCACACGUUUGCUGCAUGCAACUGACUAUGCACUGUGGCAUCAGUGUAGCAUAUCGAGUCAUCCUGAAGUUGUUAGAUUCUAUCGCACAUACACUUGCACUUGUUACCGGCAGAUAUUGUGGCGAUACGAGGCAACAAUAACAACCACAUUCGACUCUCUAUAGUUUCAACUCGUAUGCAUUACAAUUUUAGUUAAUUUGUACUGAUAACUAGUUUCUGGUUAGCUGUCUACCUCUUCAUUUUGAAAAGUUGCAUGAUUCGAAUACAGCCAACGGUAAAGUCAAACUCCUUGCUUCCCAGGGCUGAGCAGUGUCACCAAAAACAGCUUAUGAAGGGCCAUCCAUAAGGCGUGAAGUGAGAGCAUGGACAUAUUUCAAAUGUCAUUCUAUGCAUAAAUUAGCAGGCAGGUAGACUCCAAUUGGAGCUUAUAUUGGACCUUAUAAUGCUCUGUUGACUCCGUUCAGUGAGUCGGUCAUUGGAGCAUAGUACGUGGACGCUUCCGUGACCCAGUGGAACUCAGAAAUGCCCUGUUGCUUACACAUGUACAGCAAGGCACCGUUCUUGGGGGGAACACUUAUUUGUAAAAAAGCCAAUAUAGCCUAAACACUUGUACUUUAAUAACAGAAAAAUAUAAGAUUGAAUGCAAUAAAAAAUAGUCUACAGGCUUUCAUGCCAUAGUUCAGCUGUAGUUGGUAUUCAAAUAUGAAAUGGGUGUUCCCUUUAACAAUGGAUUACACUGUACAUUGUUUUGUGGGCAUAUCUGUUCAGGUGAUGACACAUAAUUCAGUUUAUGGCCACUUUCUAUUCAAGUUCAUAUAUUUCUAACUAAAAUCCGUGGUUCCUAGGAGUUUUAAUUAAUGUGUGAGUCGACUGUAUAUACAUAUUGAGUGGGACUAUCCUACUGAAGUUGACUUAUUGUCUUCCAAUUAAAAACUGAACACCACUGUUUAUUCUACACAUGUUAUAAGCUCAUUUGCAAUGUUGCCAAGUGACGAUAGUAUAGGUAAACUUAGAGGUAGGAGUAGGUCUUAAAAGGUACGCAAUUUAUUAAAUAUGCAGAUUUUCCUUGGAGCCGUUCACGUCUCUGUACUGAGGCUGGGUAUAAUUCGUAGCUGUAGUGUCUAAAAUAAUGUCAAAAUGUGAGUGCUUAGAGAGGUGGUAAGUGCGUAUCUAUAGAAAAUAGUUGUGUUCAAAUGUUCAUUCUCAAAGCACCCAAUUAGAAUGUCGUAGGCGCCAAAGUUAGCGAGAACUUUUUAGACACGUCCGAGAGCUCCGACAAUAUCUUUGUACUGCUAUUUAUGAGAGAGAGCUUGCUUAAGAACUUGAGAUAUGUAGAAUAAAACUGCAGAAAAAUUUAGUGCAAACCUUAUUACAGCAUUUUUUUUCUGAACACACUGAUAUGCGAAUUUUUUAUAGUUGGAUUUGAAGUGUUCAUACAAAACUGUCAUUAUCGUAAUGAUUGCCCGCUGUUUUCUAGUGCUGAAUGUGCAUUUGUGGUAUUUUGGAGGAUUGUCAUUGUGCGUUCCUGAUGCUGAUACCUAUUGUUGACCAUAAUAUUCGGGAAAUUGCGAGCGCAUUGUCAAUGCUGUCUAGCUUAUACUGAAAAUUGAUUGUUGUUAUCAAUUCAGCAGAUAAUGAAAAAGCUUUAUGAGAUGAUCCUGUUUGCUUUAAAUGAUCACGCACAGUACCUAUCUGCACAGGAUACUUUUUGCAUCACUGGCUGAUGAAUAGGAACAGGGUUUUCCAUGAGUGACAGUCUCGAGAGAUUUACCUUGAGCAGGUUUUCUGAUGAUGUCACGGAGCAAUUAAAUGAGAGCCAAUGUCAAGUGCCAACAGCAACUGUUGCUAUAACUGCUGAGAGCUCAGAAUUUUUUUCCUUUGCAAUCUGGAAACUGGACAGAGUUAUGAGGCAGUUUAUAAUAGGCUCAUGACACAGUAGUUCAUGGUAUGCUACUGCAUGAGUGCUGUAAUUAAUCAAUAUGAUGUAACCGUAAUACAUCUUACAGUCUUCGCUUCUCUUUGCAAUUAUAUCUGAAGGACUAUCAACUAGCAAACGGUUAUAAUCGCAUUCAGGAGUUCACCUAUGUCGCAACGAUGUGCAUUGUCAUCCUUCGCGUUUCAGAUGUAGUACUAACAGAUGUUGACUAUUUUGUUAAGUUUUAAGCCUUGUUCACAUUCAGUGCACCUUUGCCAUUCUUUGUGCAUGCUGGCUUCUUCAUUUCUUCUGUAAAUUUCACGCAGUUGACCUCUGUAUGAAGAUUUGGAUACAGCCCAUUACUAGUUGAAUACUUUGACUCGCGAAUGCUAGCAAAAGUGAUGGGAGUGAAUGCACAAUAAAAGUGAAAUACUAAGUUAGCCUACAGUAUCCUUUGCUUUGUAGGAAUCGGCAAAAAAAAAAGCCAGUAAUACGCGAGAUCGUUAAAUGUCCCAAUGAACAUCCACUGUCUGUUC
This is a messenger RNA of Dermacentor silvarum, 12445 nucleotides long. RefSeq names its product tyrosine-protein phosphatase 10D-like. NCBI's taxonomy places the organism in Eukaryota, Metazoa, Arthropoda, Arachnida, Ixodida, Ixodidae. Gene Ontology annotation, molecular function: protein binding; protein tyrosine phosphatase activity. Gene Ontology annotation, biological process: protein dephosphorylation. The record is from RefSeq and is a predicted model, not a curated record.